Messenger RNA from Metopolophium dirhodum (rose-grain aphid), 799 nucleotides. RefSeq names its product ubiquitin-fold modifier-conjugating enzyme 1 (gene Ufc1). Gene Ontology annotation, cellular component: cytoplasm. The record is from RefSeq and is a predicted model, not a curated record. The coding region runs from base 159 to 659 and encodes 166 amino acids. The transcript is spliced from 4 exons. Gene Ontology annotation, molecular function: UFM1 conjugating enzyme activity. NCBI's taxonomy places the organism in Eukaryota, Metazoa, Arthropoda, Insecta, Hemiptera, Aphididae. Gene Ontology annotation, biological process: protein K69-linked ufmylation.
CGCUGACCACUACGGCACUGCGAGUGCCCUCGGGAGAUCUAAGACUUAAGUUAGGUAAUAGGUAUUCAAUUAACGAAUUCCAACCAAUCGAAAGUCUAUCAGUAAUUCGUUUUAAUAAAUUAAGGUCAUCAGUCAGUGUGCAUAUUUGUUUUAUAACCAUGGAGAACACCAAAAAGGCUCUGUCAUCGAUACCGCUACUAAAGACAAAAGCAGGUCCUCGGGAUGUUGAUUUGUGGCCACAAAGACUUAAAGAAGAAUACCAAUCCCUAAUCCAAUAUGUUCAGAACAAUAAAGCAGCCGAUAAUGAUUGGUUUCGUCUAGAGUCGAAUAAGGAGGGAACUAAAUGGUUUGGAAAGUGUUGGGUGUUUCAGAAUCAAUUAAAAUAUGAAUUUGACAUAGAAUUUGAUAUUCCUGUAACUUUCCCUACUACAGCACCUGAAAUUGCAUUACCUGAACUUGAUGGUAAAACUGCCAAAAUGUAUCGAGGUGGAAAAAUAUGUUUAUCUGACCAUUUUAAACCAUUGUGGGCUAGAAAUGUACCAAAGUUUGGUAUCUCCCACGCUUUAGCACUUGGUUUGGGCCCAUGGUUGGCAGUUGAAAUCCCAGAACUAAUUCUGAGAGGAGUGGUUAAAUACAAAGAAAAAGAAGAGGAUAAUUAAUUAAAAUUUCAGAGUUACAGAAAAAUUAUUAUGGAAUAAUUUUUGAGAGCUAUAAGUGAUAUAUAAUUUUUAUAUUUUAUGAUAUUAAUUUUAAAAUAACUGUUGAAUACACAUUAAAACAAUCAUUCAUAUUAUUUAAA